CGUAUGUAUCACAACAGUUCACAGGCUGUCCUAGAGCAGUAUCAUUCACAAAUUUCUGGGUGCUGUUGCAGAAAUAUAUAGUUACAAAUCUCUGGAAAUUUUACUUUGCUAAAACUUCUAUUAGUGUAAGACACUUCCUGACACUUGGAAUCUGACAUGGCUGAAGCUGCUUGUGCAGAGGACCAGUGGGAGGUAGAAGUUUGUGAGGAUGAAUUUGGUGAAAUCAUCAAAACUAGAUCAGAUGAAAGAGAAGACAUACAAAAGAAAACCUUCACAAAAUGGAUGAAUUCCCAACUUGCUAAGGCAGGAAGACCCCCUAUUAAUGACCUCUUCACAGAUCUGUGUGAUGGCCGUCGUCUUCUGGAGCUUUUGGAAGGCUUGACUGGGCAUGAAUUGGUGAAAGAGCGUGGUUUCACCCGAGUGCACUCACUCAAUAAUGUCAACAGAGUGCUACAGAUCCUUCAGAAGAACAAUGUUGAGCUGGUGAAUAUUGGAGGAGCUGACAUUGUUGAUGGCAAUCAUAAAUUGACUUUGGGACUCAUCUGGAGCAUAAUUCAUCACUGGCAGGUGAAGGAUGUGAUGAAAGAUGUGAUGGCAGACUUAAAGCAAACCAACAGUGAGAAGAUUCUCUUGAGCUGGGUUAGACAGUCCAUCAAGAGCUACCCACAGGUCAAUGUUGUAAACUUCUCUAGCAGCUGGGAAGAUGGUCUGGCCUUUAAUGCUCUUAUCCAUAGCCACAGGCCGGAGCUGUUUGAUUGGGAUGUGGUGGAACAGAUGGAUAAAGCUUGUGACAGGUUGGAUCAUGCGUUCGCCAUUUCUGAAAGGCAUUUGGGCAUUGACCGGCUGCUUGACCCUGAGGAUGUGGCUACUGCUUCUCCAGAUAAGAAGUCUAUAAUUAUGUACGUCACCUCCCUGUUUCAAGUUCUGCCCCAUGGUGUGAGUAUGGAGGCCAUAAAGGAGGUUGAGACUCUCCCCCAAGCUGUAAUCUCUAAAGAGAAACAUUUCCAAUUUCAAACACAACAGCGUUAUUCCCAGCAGAUCACUGUGAGUGUGGCUCAUAGACAAGUAGGCAGCCAGUCUCCUUCAAAUAAGUUACGCUACAAAAGCUAUGCCUUCACUCAGGCUGCAUAUGUUCGGUCUCCUGAACAGAAAAGAAAGGCCCCCGUCGCACUGACUUCAGACAUUCCAGAGGAUGUGUGGCCUUCCCCUGGUCCUCUCCAACAUGGCACAAACCAGCUAGAGAGUUACCAGAAUUCCCUGGAAGAGGUCUUGACGUGGCUUCUGUCUGCUGAGGAUGGCCUGCAAGCUCAGCCACCCAUCUCCUCUUUUGUAGAAGAAGUGAAGGAGCAGUUUCACACUCAUGAGGAAUACAUGAUUGAGCUGACUGCCCAUCAGGGAAGUGUAGGUAACGUGCUAAAGGCAGGGAGCAUCCUCUUGGCUGAAGGGCAGCUGACUGAAGAUGAGGAGAAUGAAAUUCAGGAGCAAAUGAAUCUGUUGAACUCUCGCUGGGAGCAUUUACGAGUGGCCAGUAUGGAACGACAAAGCAGGCUUCAUGAAGUUUUAAUGGACCUGCAGAAUCAGCAGCUGAAACAGCUCUCCACCUGGUUAGAUGUUACUGAAGCUCGAAUUAAUCAAAUUGAAGCCCAGCCUUUAGGUCCUGAAAUUGAAGACCUAAAACAUCAAAUUGAAGAGCACAAGCUGUUACAAGAGGAUCUGGAAAUGGAGCAGGUGCGAGUAAACUCUUUGACUCACAUGGUUGUAGUAGUGGAUGAAAGCAGUGGAGACGGUGCUACUGCAGCACUGGAGGAGAAACUGCAGAACCUUGGAGAGCGAUGGGCAGCCAUCUGUAAAUGGACAGAGGACCGGUGGAUCCUCCUUCAGAAGAUCCUGAGGAGUUGGCAGCAUUUCACUGAGGAACAGCAUAUGUUUGAGUCCUGGCUAACACAGAAGGAGCAGUUAUAUCUUUCUAUCCAAAGCUGUGGUACCACUGAUCACAAUGAAGUGGCAGCCAAUCUCAGAAAGCUUGCUAUUCUGAAAGCAGACAUUGAGCUCAAAAGACAGACCAUGGACAAACUUUGCUCCCUUGUUCAAGAUCUAUUGUCCAGCAUUAGGAAUAAGCAGGCAUCAGCAAAACUUGAAUCAAAGUUAGAAAUGUUCGCUCAGCGGUGGGACAAGCUAAUACAGUCACUUCAGCUCACCAGCACCAAGCUUUCAACCACACUUCCUGCAUCCCCGUCUGAAAGUACACAAACAACUGUGGAAACCAGCAUUACCAUGCAUCAGAAAAAAGUGGUGAAGCAUGCUAAAGAGGGUCUGACUACACCUCCACCUCAAAAGAAGCGUCAGAUUGUUGUCGACUCAGAGCUUCGCAAGAGGUUUGAUGUGGAUUUCACUGAGAUUCACAGUUUCAUGACCCGCUCAGAAGCCAUCUUACAGAGUCCUGAAUUCUCAGUUUCACGCAAAGAGGGCAGUGUUGCAGACCUCUAUGAGAAAGUCUUGGCAAUUGAUAAAGAAAAACCAGAGAAGCUUAGAAAGCUACAGGAAGCAACGCGGUCAGCUCAGGCUCUAGUAGAUCAGCUCACAAGUGAUGGGCAGAAUUCUGAUGAUAUUCAGCAAGCCGCUCAGCAGUUACAUGCCCGGUGGGUUGAGUUUUGUUCUCUGCUGGCUGAGAGGCUAGCGUGGCUGGCCUACCAGACUAAAGUACUGGCUUUCUACAAUCUCUUCCACAACUUGGAGCAGAUAGUAGCAAAUUCAGAGAACUGGCUGAAAAUUCAGCAACCCCCAGCCUGUGAGCCAGAACCUCUAAGGAUCCAACUUGAGCGCUGCAGGGAUGAGAUAGCUCGUCUGUCUGUGCUUGAACCAGAAGUGGAGCACUUACAUGGACAACUUCGGGAGCUAAGAGAGAAAGAGGAAACACAGGUCCUCUUUGAUGCAGAUAUAGCUGCAUUCCAGGACCACUACCAGAAUGUUCUUGCAGACCUAAAGGCCAGAGAGAAACAGCUUGUAUUAGUCCAGUCUAGCCUUCCACCUACACACUACAAGGAAGUAAUGGCAGCCCUAAUGGCAUGGCUGCAACAAUGUGAAGACAAACUACCUUCUACAGCUGUAACUGAGUACCCGAUCAUGGAGCAGAGGCUGAAAGACAUCAUGGCAAUUCAAGCAGCGCAACAAGAGCACCAGAGUAAAAAGGAUGAUCUUAAUAAGAUGGCUGAACAGGUGUACCAGAAAGCUCCCCCUGAGAUAUCUCAAAGGUAUCACAUUGAGAUGGACAGUAUGAUGGCCUUUUGGAGACAUACGUGUGAAAAACUAAGAGAGAACAUACAAAAAUUGCAGGAACACAUGACCAAGCUGCAGCAGUUCCAGAAUGACACAAAGACCCUGCAGAAGUGGAUGGCCGAGGUUGAUGUUUUUCUGAAUGAGGAGUGGCCAGCUUUAGGAGAUUCAGAGGCUCUUGAGAAGCAACUAGAACAGUGCACAGCCUUAGUUAAUGACAUUCACACUGUCCAACCUAGUCUUAAUGGCAUCAAUGAGGUUGGACAGGUCUUGAAGAAGGAAGCAGAGCCACCAUUUGCUGUCAAAAUACAGAAGCAGCUUGAUGACCUCAAUUCUCAGUGGGAACUAAUUUGCAAACAGGCAUAUGCAAAAAAAUCUGCCUUGAAAGGUGGACUGGAUAUGACAGUGAGUUUGAAGAAGGAAAUGCAAGAGAUGCAAGAGUGGAUUACACAAGCAGAAGAAGAUUAUCUGGAGAGUGAUUUCCAUUAUAAAACACCUGAAGAACUCCAUACAGCAGUGGAGGAACUUAAGAGAGCUCAAGAAGAAAUCCAUCAGAAAGAAAUAAAGGUAAACCUUCUGGAAGAUAAAGUCACCAGUUUUAUUGCGAAGGCUCCACCCAUAGCCCACGAGGCGCUAAAGGCAGAACUAAAUGUUUUGACUUCCAACUACCAACGGCUGUGUAGUCGGCUUGAUGGGAAGUACAAGACAUUAGAGGAGGUGUGGGCUUGCUGGUGUGAAUUGCUGUGCUACUUGGAACAGGAAAAUACUUGGAUGGAUCUACUAGAACAGAAACUUAAUGAGAUGGAGAACUAUCAAGGAGGAGCAGACAAAAUAGCGGAGGCUCUCGCUUCUUUGGAUACCAUGAUAAAAGAACAUCCUGAAUAUAAUCGUAACCAAAUACGUGAGUUGGCCCAGACCCUUAUGGAUGGAGGAGUCCUUGAUGAGCUCAUUCAUAAGAAGGUGGAAAAUUACAACAUUCGCUGGGAUGAACUUAUGCAAAGGGCUUUACAAAGGCGACAACAGCUGGAGAAGAGCUUACAGUGGGUGAACAAGAAUGACAAAACUCUGCGUCUAAUCCAAGAUUCUCUAAAGGCAACUGAUCGUCAUUUGACUGCAUAUCUUGCAGAUGGUAUAGACGCUGCUCAGAUACCUCAGGAAUCUCAGAAAAUUCAAACUGAACUGAGUGGUCAUGAAGUGACUCUAGAUGGCAUGAAGAAACAGUCCAGUGAGGAUGCGUCAGAAAAAAUGGUCACUGAGAUUGAUGCUACAUAUGCUAAAUUAUUGGAGGUGAAAGCAAAGUUUCGACUUUUCCAAAAGCCAGCCAACUUUGAUCAGAGAUUGAAAGAAUGCGAACGUGUUUUGGAAGAGGUGAAGGGUGAACUGGGGGUACUGAGUAUCCACAGUGUAGAGCAGGAUGUGCUGCAAUCCCAGUUGGAGCAGUGCAUGAAGUUGUAUAAAAGUCUAAGUGAAGUGAAAUCAGAAGUGGAGAUGGUAAUUAAGACAGGAAGGCAAAUUGUGCAAAGACAACAGACAGAGCAACCCAAAGAGCUGGACAACCGUUUGACAAGUCUUAAACUCAUAUACAACGACUUGGGUGCACAGGUGACAGAAGGAAAGCAAGCACUAGAAAAGAGUUUGAAGUUAUUGAGAAAAUUUAAAAAAGACAUAAAAAGUCUAACAGAUUGGUUAGCAGUGGUUGAUAGUGAACUGACUUCUCGGUCAUCAGUGGAUGGAAUACCUAGUGACCUAGAAGCGGAGCUGACAUGGGCCAAGACCACACAAAAGGAUACAGAGCAACGUACACCCCAACUCUGUUUAGUAAGAGAUUUAGCAGAGGCCCUGAAAUCACUCUUAACAGAGGAAAGCCUAAUAGAUGACAAAGUCAGCCUGUUGAACAGCAACUGGAUUGCUGUGACAUCACGCAGUGAACAGUGGCUAAAGUUGUUGCUGGAUUACCAGAGUCAGAUGAAUACGUUGGAGCAGAAUGUUGCUCAUAUAAAUGCCUGGAUAGACAGAGCUGAGACUCAGAUGGACAAGAUGGAGAACCAGGGCUGCAUUAACCACAUCAUCAAGAGUCUACAAGGAGAAUUGGAGGAGAUGCGUGGGAAGGUAGUGGAGGUACAAAAUCUUGGUGAAGACAUCAUUAAAAACAGGGGGGAGCACUGUAAAACUCAAAUAGAGACCAAGCUGAAUCAGCUCAGUCAACGCUUUGAGAUGGUUACCAGAAGGAUUCUACAUGGACAGGCUUCCUCUCAAGAGUUAGAAGAGUACCACAGGCAAGCUAAUAUGUGGCUACUCCAGCUGGAAGAAGAGAUAAAACUUGGUGAAGAUAUCAAAGAAGAUGAUUUCAUAGAAGAUGCAGUUGUUGAUGAAGAUGAACUGAAGGACCUUUUCUUAAAAGGAGAAAAUCUCCUUAAGAGAACAACAGAUCCAGCAAAGUCAACUGUUUGUCAAAAACAUAAUCUACUCCAUGAUAAAUACAACACCUUGAAGAGCCUGAAAGCACUUAGGAAGAAGAAGGCACUUGCUUUUGCCCCACAGUGGUACCAGUUCUGUAAGAGGUCAGAGGAUAUGAUGCAGUGGCUUGACAACAUUGAGAAGAUGGUGGCUGAACUGCCAGAUUCGGCAAAUCAGCCAAGAGUGAAGAUUGGCACUGAGAUCGAACAGCAGCGCCCAGUACUUGAAGAUGUGCGGAGUCUUGGUCACAAGCUCUCAGAAGAUGGCUUUGUCAAACUUGUGGAACUGCGCCUCAUUCCCAUUAAUAAACGCUGGGAACAGCUGGACAUGAAAUUUGAUGAAGUGUAUCAUGUCAGUGAACUGCAAGCUUUACUGCAUACUAUUGAUGAAAAUGAUGCACUCCUGAACUCCUCUGUGUGCUGGUCUGACAUAACUGAAAAUAUACCCCAACAAGGAAAGUGCCUUAAGGAAGUAAAGCAUACUUUGGACACCCUCGAAUUUCCAGUGACAGAGGCUUUAGAGAAGAAAAACAUACCCCCUCAUGUGAAUCCACUUGUUCAUCUCCUCAGUACCAAGUGGGAAAAACUGAAGAGGCUCUAUGAGAAUAGACUAGGAUUCUUUGACAAAUGCAAGAAAUAUGGGGAGGUGUUAAAAGCCAUCCAGGAUUGGCUGACUGUUGCAGAAAAAACAUUAUUGAUGUAUGAGGAAGACCCAAACAUCAAUGCAAGCCACAUCAAGGAACUGCAAGAAGAUUUGGAAAAUCAAGAGGCAGCAGUGAAAGGGCUUAACGCUCUAGGUAAGGACCUGGCCUUGCAGGGCAGGAAGGAUAAUGAAGAACAGAUUAAAAAGCAACUAGAUGCCAUCAAUACCCGCUGGACUACAGUGUCCAACCAGCUGUCUGAAAUAAACAGAAGAUCUACAGGGGAAAAGAUUGUACUUGCUGAGCUUCAUGAAGAUAUUGGGGAGUUUCAGUCUUGGCUAGAUAAAGCAGAGUGUGUUGCUGCCCUACCAGUAGAACCAGACCAUAGGGAACAGCUCAACACUGCAUUAGAAAAAGUACAGGCUCAAGUAGCAGAAUUACCAAACAGAAUGAAAAUAUUACAGAAAAUUAAAACAAAAGCGUCAUCCCUUUCUGCUGAUAAAAACAAGACUUUGGAAAAUAGUUUAAAGAUUAUCCACUUGCGAUGGGCCAAGGUGUCAUCUAACCUUCCUGAGAAGCAGCAACAGAUUGAGAAUCACCUGAGAGAUUUGAAUCUGUACCCCAAGCUCUCUAGCUGGGCCUCUGCAACUAAGAACCUACUUGAACAGUCACCUGAAGCAAUUGAACACAAGAUUGAUGAUAUCCAGUCCAAGAAGCCAGAAAUAGAAGCAAUUUUGGGCAGAGAGCGACCACUAUAUCAACCUGAAAGGGGCCAGUUUGAUAGUCUCAAUGCAGACUGGACAAUUAUUCAAGUGCUGCUUAAGGAAUGGAAAAACAAAUGUCAAGUUGCAACUGAAUACUUGACAAGCAGUGCCCCAGAUGUUUCAACAAUGGACACAUUCAAUAAUUCAAGUACUGAACUCAAUGACUGGCUCUCUCUUCUCGAUCACAUGAUUAUAACACAGCGGGUGACAGUAGGAGAUCUCAGUGAAAUCAAUGACCUUAAUGUAAAACUCAAGUCAGCAAUGAAAGACAUGGAACAGAGAUGCCCACAGCUGAAUAAACAGAUCACUGCAGCUGAAAACCUCAAGAACAAAACCAACAACCCUCAGAUGCGUGCUACAAUUACAGAUCAAAUUGAGAAAUUACAAGCACACUGGGAAGACUCACAUACUAAGUUAAUGGACAGGGUAAUUCAACUUCAGACCAUGUAUCAAGACUCCAAGGAUUGGCUGGAUGCCAAGAAAAUGGUGGAGUCUCACAUAAAUCAAGCCAGUGAAAAACUAGAAGGAUGGAAGGAAGUCUCAUCAAGUGCUGAUCAUGCAAAUGUUAAGAAAAUUGUUAAAGAUAUACAGCUGUGGCAAGCUGAAGUUGACGUGACUAAUGAACUGGCAAACAAGCUACUGGUCCUUUAUGCAAAUGAUGACACAAGCAAGAUUAAACAGAUGACUGAGAAUAUGAAUCUUGCUUGGGGCAGUAUCAAAAAAGGUGCAGGGGAUACAGAGGCAGACCUAGAGACCAGACUGCAGCAAAUGCAGCACUUUUAUGCAGACCUGGAAAUGUUUUGUAACUGGCUAACUGAAGCAGAAACUACAGCAAAUGUCUUACAAGGUGCUACGUACAAGGAAUGCCUUCUGGAGGAUGCAGCCACAGUGCACCACUUACUAGAGCAAUGGCAAGAUCUCCAGAGGGAGAUAGAUACCCAGACAGAUAUGUAUCAUUCACUUGAUGAAAAUGGGCAGCGUAUUGUGGCAUCACUGGGAAGGGCAGACAAUGCUAUAGUGCUACAAAAACAACUGUACAACAUGGAAAAGCGCUGGAAGGACUUAUGUAAAAAAGUCAAUACUAUGAGGCAUCACCUGGAUGAUAGUAUGGAACAGUGGAAGCAUUUUCAUCUAUCCUUACAGGGUCUGCUCCAGUGGCUACAGCUUAGGAGGGAGGAGCUGGAGCAACAGAAACCAGUUGGGGGAGAUGUCCCUGCUGUUCGUCAGCAACUGAUCACCCAUAAGGAUUUCAGAAGGGAGCUGAGUGCAAAAGAUCCUUCAAUAAAUGAAGCACUUGAUAAUGUGAAGAGUUUUCUGAUUGAGAUGCCUGGUGAAGAAAGGAAACAUACACCUGUUGAAAGAGAUGUCAGCUCAGAUGAGAGAAUUCAAAAUGUAGAACGCAUUUUGCGUAAGGAGGCAGAGGAUGUAAGCAAACUUUGGAAGAACCUGGGUACAGCUGCUGCAGACUGGCACCAACAGCUGGAGCUAGCUUUGGAGAGACUGAUGGAACUUCAAGAUACAGCGGAUCAGUUAGAGAUCAAGCUUCAACAAGCGGAAAAUGAAAAAAAUUCUUGGGACCCAGUUGGAGACUUGCUUGUUGACAGUUUAAGCGACCAAAUCGACAUGGUUAAGGGAUUCCAGGAGAUGAUAGCUCUGAUCCAGGAUGAUGUAAAUCAAGUCAACAAAUUAACCUCUCUGCCUGGUAUUCAACUGUCCCCAGACAACCUGAAGAGAAAUGAUGAUCUCAAUAGGCGAUGGAGACUUCUGCAGAUAUCGGUUGAAGAACAUCUGUCCCAACUUAUUGAGGCCCACAGAGACUUAGGACCCAAUUCUCAGCAUUUUCUACAAGUGUCUGUACAAAGUCCUUUUGAACGCUCUGUUUCUCCAAACAGUGUUCCGUAUUAUAUAAACCACCAGACACAAACAACAUGUUGGGACCAUCCAAAAAUGGCAGAGUUGUACCAGUCCUUAGCGGAUCUCAACAAUGUAAGAUUUUCAGCAUACAGAACAGCAAUGAAGUUACGGCGGCUGCAGAAAGCUCUGUGCUUGGACCUACUGGGGAUGUCAGCAGCAUGUGAAGCAUUUGAACAGCACAGCCUGAAACAGAAUGAGCAGUUCAUAGACAUCAUACAGAUGAUCAGCUGUCUGACAAGUAUCUAUGACCGUUUGGAGCAGCAGCAUAGCAGCCUCGUGAACGUUCCUCUGUGUGUGGACAUGUGUCUGAACUGGUUGCUGAAUGUUUAUGACACAGGUAGAACUGGGAGGAUUCGAACCCUAUCUUUAAAAACAGGAAUAAUCUCUCUCUGCAAAGCUCAUCUUGAAGACAAAUACAGAUUUCUUUUUAGACAAGUGGCUAGUGCCACAGGUUUCUGUGACCAGCGCCGCCUUGGCCUUCUGCUGCAUGACUCAAUCCAGAUCCCUAGGCAGCUGGGUGAGGUGGCAUCAUUUGGAGGGAGCAACAUUGAACCUAGUGUGCGCAGCUGUUUUCAGUUUGCAAAUAACAAGCCAGAGCUAGAAGCUUCAGUCUUCUUAGACUGGAUGCGUUUGGAGCCUCAGUCAAUGGUCUGGCUCCCUGUACUUCACCGUGUUUCAGCAGCAGAGACAGCCAAGCACCAGGCCAAAUGCAACAUCUGCAAGGAAUGUCCUAUUAUUGGCUUCAGAUAUAGAAGCUUAAAGCACUUUAACUACGACAUCUGCCAAAGCUGCUUUUUUUCUGGCAGAGUGGCAAAGGGUCAUAAAAUGCAAUAUCCCAUGGUUGAAUAUUGCACUCCGACAACCUCUGGUGAAGACGUAAGAGAUUUUGCCAAGGUGCUAAAGAACAAGUUCAGGACAAAACGUUAUUUUGCCAAACACCCCCGCAUGGGCUACCUCCCUGUGCAGACCAUUUUGGAGGGUGAUAACAUGGAGACCCCUGUUACUCUGAUCAACUUCUGGCCUGUUGACCACCCGCCAGCAUCUUCUCCACAGCUGUCCCAUGAUGACACCCACUCACGCAUUGAACAUUAUGCUAGCAGGCUUGCUGAAAUGGAAAACAGAAAUGGUUCAUAUGUGAAUGAGAAUAUUUCUCCUAAUGAGAGCAUGGAUGAUGAGCAUCUACUGAUCCAACACUACUGCCAGAGUCUUAAUCAGGGCUCCCCCUUAAACCAUCCACAGAGUCCAGCACAGAUCCUCAUUUCAAUGGAGACUGAAGAAAAGGGGGAACUUGAGAGAGUUCUCAGUGAUCUAGAGCAGGAGAAUAGGAGGCUACAGGCAGAAUAUGAUCGACUUAAGAAGGCCCAUGACCACAAGGGGUUUUCACCUCUUCCUUCACCUCCACCAAUGCUACCUGUUUCACCCCAGAAUCGUGAUGCUGAGCUCAUUGCUGAGGCAAAACUACUGAGACAACACAAGGGUCGCUUAGAGGCAAGAAUGCAAAUUCUGGAAGACCAUAACAAACAGCUUGAGUCUCAGCUUAAGAGGCUUAGACAGCUGCUAGAGCAGCCACAGGCUGAGUCCAAGGUGAAUGGCACUGCCCUGUCAUCUCCCUCUACUGCCUCCCAGAGAUCUGACACCAGCCUGGCCUCACUGCAUGUGGCCACAAGCCAAACCACAGAGACUAUGGGUGGUGAGGAAGAGGGAAGGUUGGCUCUCAUCAGCCUGUGCAAGAAGUGGAGGCACUGCUGGGCCUUCUUGACAGGGUUAUCAUUGAACUAUGGUUGCGAAACUUGAAUGGUGGUGAUGAGUUGUCCAGUGCCUUCCAGGAUCCAGGCAGUGGCCUAGUUUAAGUAACUGAGCAACUAAAUAAAUCUUUUCCUCAUGGCCAAGGUAAGGCUUUGUGAUCUCUUUGAAUUACUUGAAUUACUAGACAGCAGUUUGUAAAAAUGUGAAAGGAGAGCAAACUCACCUUCAACUACCAUGGCAAAAAAGAACAAAUUAUGCCUAAUUUUCUUACUUCAGUGUAACUGUUGUCUGUUUGAAAAGUGGAUUUGGUCUCAUUUCUAUAUUGUGUUGGUAAAAAAGUGGAUCAGGUCCAAAAAGAAUGUGAUCAGGUCGAAAAAGACUGCUUAAGUGGGAAGAAAUAGAUUUGACAAGCUCUUGAUGAGCUUACAUAGCCAAAAUUUACUUUUGAGCCCUUAACUCUUGGACUCAGCACAUGCAGUGCAAGCAUAUUGCCAAGCCAAGCAGUUCUCCCACCCUUUUGUUGAGGUGAUCAUAAGCAAAAAGACUGUUCUUUUUUCAAAACUAUUUUGACUGAAGAAUUAGUUUUGACAAUCUCUUGAUGAGGGUAAAGCUUAGAUAACCGAACUUUACUCAAGAGUAGGACCAGCUAGUUUAUAGUGAUGCAAGAGAGGUCUUUAGGUACUCCAACACGGGAGAAGGAGAUCCCACACCAGGUUCUUGUAGCACCCUGGAGGAUGGAGCUCCUUUCAGAACCACUGAAAGAAUUGCCAGGGCCUCCCAAAAAGUAGUGAGAGCAGAUUUUGGCAACCAGGGUCUCACUGGUCAUUCCAAGUCCAGGAGUAGAACUCUGAAAUUUGAUACACUGAAAUCUGUGUAGCAUGGGCAGAAUCAGCAAAAGAGGUGGAAAUGGAUAUUUUGUAUAGAUACCAUAGGGGCUCCAGACCAGAAAGAUUUCAAAGCCUCAAAUUGGUGAGGCCAUGAACCAGGUUGGGGUUCACAGUGGAACUGGACUUUGUACCCUGUGGCAUGGUCAUCAGGAUCCACUCUUCUGAUGUAGUUGCUGCUGAAUGCAUGGUGUUUUCAGCCAUGGCGCUCUUGUACCAUGGGAGGCAACUCUUGUACCAUGGGAUGCAAUGUAAUUAAAUUAAAAGGUCCGGAGGGCAGAGGUACAGUUGUGUUCAGAUAAAUAGCAGUGCACUAAUAAAAGUGAGUAAAGUGCAAAUAUUUUUUAAUAGCUUUUAUUUCCAUAUUUCAAAUGUACUGGAAACAUUAUACAUUCAAUUGCAAAUCAAAGCAUUAACAAAUUUUAUCAAGUCUCUUUUACAGGAAGCAAAGAAAAGGAAUAUCAGUCUGUUCAAAAAAAUAGCAGUGUCGACAUUUUUCUCUUCAAACUCUAAUUUUUUUAAGAUUAAACUUCACUUUAAAUUACUGAACUAAUAUUUAGUUGCAUAGCCAUUGUUUAUGAUAACUGCUGCGUAUCUGCGUUGCAUCGAGUCAACCAACUUCUGGCACUUGGAAACAGGUAUUUCGGCCAAGGAUGAACAAAGUACAUUCCACAGUUCCUGUGAAUUUUUGGGUUUUGCUUCAGAAACUGCAUUUUUAAUGUUACCCCACAAGUUUUCAGUGGGGUUGAGGUCAGGGGAUUGAGCAGGCCACUCCAUUACUUUAAUCUUUUUUGUCUGGAACCAAGAUGUUGCUCACUUACUCGUAUGUUUGGGGUCAUUGUCUUGUCGAAAGACCCAUUUCAGGGGCAUUUCCUCUUCGGCAUAGGGCAACAUAAUCUCUUCAAGUAUUUUGAUGUAUUCAAACAGAUCCAUUGUCCCUGGUAUGCGAUAAAUAGGCCCAACACCAUAGUAUGAAAAACAUCCCCAUACCAUAAUUUUUGCACCACCAUGCUUCACUGUCUUCACAGUGUACUGUGGCUAAAAUUUAGUACCCAGGAGUCGUCUGACAUACUGUCGAUGACCACUAGACCCGAAAAGAACAAUUUUACUCUCAUCAAUCCACAGAAUGUUAUACCAUUUCUCUUUGGGCCAAUCGAUGUGUUCUUUGGCAAAUUUUAACCGAUUCUGCACAUGCCAUUUUUUCAACAGUGGUGCUUUACUGGGGCUUCUUGCUGUUAGCUUAGCUUCAAUCAAACGUCUUGACUGUAACAGUACUUACAGGUAAUUUUAAAUCAUCUUUGGUCUUUCUGGAGGGGAUGAUUGGCUGAAUCUCUGCCAUUCUGACUACUUUUUAACAGUAGUUGCUCGUUUUCUUCUGCGUGUUUCAGGUUUUUGCUGCCAUUUUAAAACAUCUGAGAUCAUUUUAGCUGAACAUCCUAUAAUUUGCUGUACUUCUUUAUACAUUUUCCCCUCUCCAAUCAACCUUUUAAUCAAAUUACGUUUUUCCUCUGAACAAUGUUUGGAAUGGCCCAUUUUACUUGGCAGUUCAGAAGGAAAUAUAUUUUAUAACAAUGUGUGAAACAUUUGCUUCCCUUCUUCCUUAAUAAAGGACAAUUAAUGACACCUGUUUUUUCACAGAAUGAGUAUUCACUCAGUUGAGUUUAAUUGUUUAUCUAAUUAAACUCCACAAUACUAUUAUUUUGAACAUGCCCCUUUCAAUGAAUGAGUCAAUUACUCAGAACAAGCAGAGUGCAUGUCACAACAGUUGGGUCUGUUUUUCUAUUACACUACUACAUCUACAAGUAAAUUAUUUGCAAUGCAGAAAUAUCACUACUAUUAGUAGUAGUGAUAUUUCUGCAUUGCAAAUAAUUUACGUGUAGAUGUAGUAGUGUAAUAGACAAACAGACCCAACUGUCAGACAAUUGGUGGUUCAUCGGGUUACUGAUGUUGUACUGCUAUUUUUUUUUUUUUUUAACACAACUGUAAUCAGGGUCUGGCACUAGCAUCCUAUCAAACACUAGCUGGAAGUGUGUGAGUGCGCGUCUGUGUGUGAGAGAGAAAGAGAGAGAACAGAUUAUUAGGUAUAGUUUUAUCCAACAGCGCUUUAAUUGGAUGUACAUUGAGAGUGGACUGUGCCAGCCACACCUGAGCGCUGUGUGUAAACCAGGUUGGUGAAGCACUUUCCCAUCGCUCAUACCAUGUGCCCUGCUACCUGAGGCAGGGCUUUACAAACAUAGUGGGCAGACGGACCUCUACUUGAACAUUAACAUUCCCCCCAUGGGCCGCUACACUGCAUCACUAGUUAUUUCACCAGAUGAAGCAAAACACUCUAAAAUGCUGCCCCAGUGCUGAGUGCAGACACACUGACAACCGCUACAGAGCUAGCUGGAAAAUACCUGUUAUGUCAGAUGCAUAGUAAUGUUCAUGUUCGAAGCUUUGAACAACAAAUUGUCAGUGUGUCUGCACUCAGCACUGGGGCAGCAUUUUAGAGUGUUUUGCUUCGUCUGGUGAAAUAACUAGUGAUGCAGUGUAGCGGCCCAUGGGGGCAUGUGGUUGAGGCUGAUCCUGUCAGUACCCAACAUUCUAAUUCUAAUUAAUCAAGUUCAAAUUUACAGCAGUUGACAGGCCUUAUCAAGAGUGACUUACUAGUGCUUGCUUAAGUGCUUGCUUAUGUGCUUAUUGAACAGGUAAUACACCCACUGUUAUUUGCACGAGCAUGUGGACUUCUCAAGUCAAUUUCUGCUUAAGGAUUCAGUGCACAUUUAAUUCAAGAGGAGAACAUGGUUUUGUUGUUGUUUUUUUAAUAGGGACAGUGUUUUAAUUUAUUUUUUUUUAUGUCAGAAACAAUGAAUGACAGUGAAUGUUCUGGCCAUUGAGUGAAAAUAGCAAAUAUAUGUGUAGAUAGUAAUUAAUACAUACAGAUAUUUUAUUUUGACCUACCUUAAAUGUUCAAUAAAUCUUAAUAGACAACAAGUAUAAAUAUACAAUUAAACCAUUUUAAAAUGUUAUGGGACAGGCAACACAAUAAUUUUUCCCUUGACAGGCAGAAUGAUUAGUGAAAUCAUUUUUCUAUAUGUGAUUAUAGAUAUUGUUCAUGAAGAUGUUGAAGAGGAUUGAGUAAGCUUGAAAAAAAACUUAAAUAUUAUUCUGCAGGGUGUUUGGUGGAAUUUAUUGAAAUGGAUUUUGUUUUUGUCUCAGUGUUUUGCUUUUUUGGUUUAAUCUGGUUAAUCUGGUUUAAUCUGAAAUAAAGCUUUCUCUUUCUUUUUUUUCCUUUCUCUUUGUGUAAGGAACUGGACAGCUAAACCCAUAACAGGGAUGAACAUGGGAAGGCUCAUCCAUAUGGUGGAUAACAUUGGAUAUGCCAUGGAAUCAUUGGUCAAUGUGAUAACAGAGGAACAGGGUUUAGACUAAUAUAUUAUGACAUAUAAAAUUGUCAUAACAUAAACAUAUGAAUUGCAUGCUUUUGUAGUGUAACAACUGGACAGAAUAUGUUUACAAGGGGAGAUAAAUAAAAUCUAUUUUUUUGGGUGGUCAUGGUUCCAGAUUGCUGAUUUGAGUAGUUUCAUACAAGUCUAGAAUUGUUUUAUUAUUAAAAAUGUUUUUAAUCUUCUAUGCAAUUUAAAAAAAAAAAAAGGGUGAUAACCUUUAACACUGGUUUAAGCAUGCUCCUUUGUUUUGACAGAGUAUUGACAGCAAUUUAAGUGUUUUACCAUAAUGGAUUUUUUAUUAUAUGGCUUUGUCAUUUUCAUUGUUUGCAGGGAAUAACAAAUGCAUAUUAAAAGUCCAUCACCUGUGA
Pangasianodon hypophthalmus (striped catfish) is the source of this 15474-nucleotide messenger RNA. It is a transcript of the gene dmd, whose product is annotated as dystrophin. Gene Ontology annotation, cellular component: plasma membrane. The transcript has 79 exons. The record is from RefSeq and is a predicted model, not a curated record. NCBI's taxonomy places the organism in Eukaryota, Metazoa, Chordata, Actinopteri, Siluriformes, Pangasiidae. Gene Ontology annotation, molecular function: zinc ion binding; protein binding. Gene Ontology annotation, biological process: synaptic signaling. The coding region runs from base 157 to 10842 and encodes 3561 amino acids.